Molecule: messenger RNA, 2586 nt
Organism: Bolinopsis microptera
Lineage: Eukaryota; Metazoa; Ctenophora; Tentaculata; Lobata; Bolinopsidae
Exons: 1
Coding region: 830-2311 (493 amino acids)
Biological process (GO): mRNA splicing, via spliceosome
Cellular component (GO): U4/U6 x U5 tri-snRNP complex
Molecular function (GO): U6 snRNA binding; U4 snRNA binding; protein binding
Source: RefSeq, a predicted model, not a curated record
UUUUAGGGAAAAUGGGUGACAUCACAAUCGAGGUUUUAUCUAAAAGAACUGAGUACCAAGAGAUGAUUGACAAUUUCAAAAAAUGGAAUACGUGGCAACAGCAUUACUUUUUCUGUCGUUAUACUAAGAUUCUGGACAUAAAACUCUUGGAAAUAUUGCUGACGGAUUUCGAACCGUUAUACCAUUCUGGUUAUAAAAAAUCUAAUUCAAAAGAUUCUGGAACAUCAUUAACAUCUGUAAGAUCCACUAAACUGCGCAACAAAAGGUGCCGCAUACCUAAGGAGAGACUUUAUCAUAAGCAUGUGACCGAGGAAGUUUUUAAAGAUAAAACAAUGGCCGAUUACAUUAAAAAGCCUAAUCCCAUAAACUUGAAAGUUUAUAGCCAAACUAUGAACACGGAACAGAUGAAGCAAUGUUUUCUGGACCAACUGGAGUACUUGGAUGGAAUUUGCAAUGGCUGGGAGACCUAUGAAUUUAUUCACCUUAUUCAUCUUCUGUUUCCCUUUUGUGACAAACCAACCUUGCUUUAUCUGAGCUCGUGUGUAAACAAACGGGUCAUGCUCACGAUAGUGUUCUCAGACUUCCUGAUCGUGCAGUACAAAUUAUUUGUUCUUAUCUGCCUGCUAAAGAUCUCGCGAGAACAGCUCAGGUGUCCAAGACUUGGCUGAGAUACUCUUACCGGUCCAUAGGUUGGAAGGUUAGUGCAUUGGACAUUAACUACACAGGUAUCGACUUUUCACGAUUUUCUGAACGGUCGGAGGACACUCUUUGGAGGCGAAUCUAUUUAGAAUUACACGAACUGAACAAGCAAAAAACUACACCACCGAGGAUGAGGUUCGGAUCUAUCGUUCAGACUAUAAUGCCACAUCAAAAUACAUCUGCUGGUCCCCAAAUGUUGAGAGAACGUAAUUCACGAUCCGGAUCACCCGACCUGGUAAAAUUUUGGUUCAAGAAGAGCUCUCUUCCUUCACCAAUGUCUCUUUCAAGUGACAAUUCCGUUGUAAGUAUACCUUCCAAGACUGCAGUUACUGCUAAAAAGCCAAAAAUUGUGACUUUACUAGCUACCCCUGUACCUCACAGUGAAAAUUCAAGUCAUAACGUUUCAGAGGCUGGAAAUCUUUUUCCUUCUGGUACAAAUAUGCUUAAGACCCCUUCAGCCGUUCCAAUCACUGCAAGCACACAAGGGCUGCCGUCUACUCGCUCCCAGGGGAUCCCAGGUCAUUUAAACGAUAACACGGUUUUAGAUGAAUCCAUUCAACGAGUUGCAUCUGUUCACGCUAGUUGUUGUUUAGAAGACGAAAUUGCCUACGAGGAAAACUUUUCUCCCAAACAACACAGCGAGAAGCACGCACGAUUUAUCGAGGACGUUACUGGCUACACUGCAUGUAUUAGUGCCCUGGCGACUACCUAUCCGUUAAAGUCUGUUAAUGAACUAGUGGGCCACAAACAGGCCGUAUACACCUUCCAAGCGGACUCUCUAAGAUUGAUAUCUGGAUGUGGGACUGGGAUUCUCAGAAUCUGGGACAUAAGAACUGGGAGACCGGUGAAGAAAACGACAGCCCACAAUGGGGCGAUAAAUUCACUCCAAUUCGAUGGACACAAGAUUGUUACAGGUGGGUGGGACACCUUUGUCAAGAUAUUCUCUGUCAUCUCCCUGAGAUGUUACAGCGUCUUGACUGGCCACAGUGACUCCGUAACAACAGUUUUCUUUAACAAAACUCACUUAAUAUCUACCUCACUCGACAAAACUCUCCGCGUGUACCAGCCCAGUACGAGGGAAAGUCCCGACAAGAUUGCCACAUCCUACACCUGCGAUCACGUCAUCAUGGGACAUGAGGCCGGGAUCAUUCACGGAGACAUGGACCAGGAGACCAUCUACUCAGCUUCUUUAGACCAUACUAUCCGGCUUUGGUGUGCGAAGCACUACAACCCUAUUAGGACAAUCCACUGUGGCGUGGAGAUUCGCCACUUCACCUUUGAUCAGAAUCUUAUAAUUGCCUCUACAGAGAACAAGCUGUUGCUUUUUAUCGACCGCAGAAAAGAGGUUCCCUCACAUCACAUCUUGUGUGGAGACUUUGCUGUGAACUACAUCUGGUUAUAUGGCAGCAGGUUUAUUACGGGGGAUGUUGGUGGGCUUGUUAAAGAGUGGGACCUGCCCAGUGGAGCAAUGCUCCGGAUCCUUCAUGGACAUUUGGGUCAAGUGCAUUGUGUUCAAGCGAACAAGUCCCAAAUUAUUAGCAGCUCUUUUGAUCAGAGUAUAAAGAUAUGGUAUCUUAAUCAGCUGAAAUCCUCCGAUAAUUCGCUAGAGUGAGAAAUGUUAUGAAUUUCAGACAAUGUUGAUAUUAUUGUGUUUUGUUCGUAUCCUCACUGGAUGUGCAUAAAAAGAAUGAAAGUAGAGUUUUCUGUGACAAAACAUUUGUAUCGAUGAUCGAUCGUUCAAGUGGCCUCAAAAAUUUUGGUCUCAGUUACUAAUUACAAACAUUCGAAUUUCGGAAGCCAGUGGCUAUCCUCCGUUUUAAUCAAACUGGCCGUUAUUUUAUUUUAAUAUAUUAUGGUAAACAUUUGAUGACAUUUUAAUCACCCUUA